This is a messenger RNA of Sinocyclocheilus grahami, 1908 nucleotides long. Its product is annotated as pleckstrin homology-like domain family A member 3. The transcript has 2 exons. Gene Ontology annotation, biological process: positive regulation of apoptotic process. Lineage: Eukaryota; Metazoa; Chordata; Actinopteri; Cypriniformes; Cyprinidae. Gene Ontology annotation, molecular function: phosphatidylinositol phosphate binding. The coding region runs from base 321 to 704 and encodes 127 amino acids. The record is from RefSeq and is a predicted model, not a curated record.
CCAACAUGCCCAGACUACGCGACUUCCAAGUAGAGUGCAACAGUAUUUAAAAGUCGGAAAUUGAUCUUUAGCCACAGAGGAGUCUGGCGGCAAUGCGGCGACGAUGCGUUAGAAUCAAGAACGGAUCCCUUUAGUGGAAUUAUUUUCAGCAGAAACCUCUAAAGUUGAGCGAAACCACAUAAAUGAAGGCGUUUUAUACUGAAUGGGCGCACAGCGCUUAUGCGCGUUUGCGCGUAAUGUUCGGUCGGUAACGCUGCGCGAAAACAGCAGCGAACGCUUCGUCGAUUCUCGUUUUUGUUCCACUCCCACCUUUAUUCAGAAUGAACCAGUGUAAAGUCAUGAAGGACGGCUAUCUGGAGAAGAGGAGUAAUGGAGUGCUGCAGCUGUGGAAGAAGAAGCGGUGCGUUCUGUCAGAGGACGGGCUCCGUCUGUACGACUGUAAAGGCGAGAGCGGUAAAGAGAUGCUCUUCGAGCAGAUGACCACGCUGGACUGCGUGGAGUAUAAACGGGGUCUGGUGUACUUCACCAUCGUGAUGAACGGGGGGAAGGAGAUUGACUUCAGGUGCCAGCAGGAGGGCACGGCGUGGAACGCGGAGAUCGCGCUCGCGCUGGUGCGCUUCAAAAACCGCGUCGCCGUGCAGACCGGCAGGAACAGACAUCUGUCACAUCUGGGCAGCUGCGGGGAGGGAGACGUCGAGCUCUGAGGAUUUCUCAACCCAGACGCAGGACUGGAUCCAAAAGAGGAGAAACCAUGGACUAGAAAGUGAAGGCAGGAGCCCAAUGUUAAGAAAACACCUGAUGAAAAACGCAGACUACUUUAAAACUCAUUUAUUUCUUUUCUUUUGUGCUUCCACCAUUUAUCAAAGUGACACCUCUUGGCAUGCUCGCAGAUACAGUGAAUGGAUUUGUACAUGUGGGUGUCACGCCAUGGAUGUUUUGUACACAGUGUCGUUUUUCCAUGUACUUUUAUUGCAGAAGUCAACAGCAAUAGAGACCCAAUGGAUUGCUCUUCACUAUAAAUCAAUGCUAAUUACACUCCUCACAACGCCAGAGUGGAUUUUGGCAUGGACUUUAUACUUUUAAGAGACAUAUUUACCUCGUGCUAAAUGGAGGACUCGCUCUCAGUAUUAUAAGUGAAAGCAUGAUGCUGCUUUAGGAGACAUUAACCAUAGAUGAAGUAUGAUUUACAGCUGCACUGUUUAACAUUUCAUAAGUAUUUGAACCAAAUCUGGAUUCAUUCACUUGUAAAGGAUUUUAAACCACACAGAAAGCACGGCAGGCUGCUGUUCCUUGGAAUGUAUCCCGACUGGACGGAAAACUUGAUGGAUGUGUUUUUAUUUUGUUUUCCUCGGGGCAAUGCUGUUAUUACUACAAUUUUCUCCAUUUUCUGCCUACAUAACCAGAGCGGUUGCCAACGUUUUAUAAUAAUCGUCUGCAUUGUGAUGGGUAAAAAAGAUUAUAGAGGAAAUGUGUUCUGCACAAGUCUCAUUAUACCAUUAGGUACACAUUGUCUAAAUAAAAAGAAUGAUUUUGUGGCUUUGAAAGACAUAUCGGUGUGAAUUAGUUUGUCGAGGCCCGAGGCAGCAGUGGGAUUUUGAAUGCUAAUUAGAAGCAGUGUUUUAGCUCUCAGUCGCUUUCUCGACUCUCAACCUGAAGUGUCUCUGCAGCACAUGCCCGGACAAUGGCCUCACUGACUAAUAAUGUCCCGCCUUGCAUGCUUUCCCCAGUUGUCAGUCUCACCGUGAGGCCAUCAAAGAAGUUGUCAAACAGGGCUUUUUUUCGUCAAGAUGAAUGUGUUUUGCUGUUGUGCAUAGUAAUCUGUGGAAGUGCAUGCAUUAACAAACUAAGGCGUGAAGGGAAGUGUAGUAUUAAUCUGAAGCAUGCCACAACCGGUUUGUUAUCAUAAUA